This is a messenger RNA of Ascochyta rabiei, 465 nucleotides long. RefSeq lists its product as uncharacterized. The coding region runs from base 1 to 465 and encodes 154 amino acids. The record is from RefSeq and is a predicted model, not a curated record. The transcript is spliced from 2 exons. NCBI's taxonomy places the organism in Eukaryota, Fungi, Ascomycota, Dothideomycetes, Pleosporales, Didymellaceae.
AUGUGCGUCUUGACAAGCUGUACGCCAAAUCACAACAUUGCAAUGUUUCUGGAAGUAGCCAGGUCACUAUUUGUACCGGUACAAUGCUCAAGUGCACCAACCUCACAAGCAUUGAACUUAGCUGCGCCACUAAAGCGCCAGGGCCUGAACUAUGAUGCCAUGGCUCUAGCUGACCAGACCCGUUUGCCACGCUGGGGAGAGCGAGUCUGCAGCAGACAACCUUCGGCACUGCUCGGCACAUGCUCGAUUGGUUGCACACACAUCCGUUCACACGACGUGACUGCUGCAAAGUACCAGCAGCACGAUGUUACGCGCCGAGCCGCAGCGACCCCAGUUGGAUCCCAUUCCAAAUGGAGCGCUUCCACCAACCCCAGAAGCAACGGACUCGUGGUGAAUGCGCCUUGGCCGUGCGUACUAGUCGCCUUCGGGCUCAAGCUGGGUUGUAUUACAUUUAGCUGCAGCUGA